GUACAAGAGAAGUUACUGAAAUCUGAAAUCUUCUUCUUCGAACAAUUCUGCCCACUAAACCCCUAAAAUCUGGCGCCAAAUAAUUCGAAGCAUUUUUUACAGGAACAGUCCUUCUUCACAUACUCCAAUUCAUGUGUAUUAUAGUAAAUAAAGAUGACCGACACCACCGAUUCGCAGCCGGACUGCAAGGUUUUCAGUUUCCGAAUCGUCUCCAUCGAUCAUUACAUGGCACCGCCGAUUCCUGGCUACGAUAUCUGCUAUAGUAGCUUUCAAGGCGGGAAGGUGAACGAAGUUCCUGUUAUAAGGAUUUAUGGAUCAACCCCAGCUGGGCAGAAGACGUGUUUGCAUGUUCAUCGAGCUUUACCCUAUUUAUAUGUACCAUGUGCUGAUAUUCCACUUCAAUCAAACCAAGAAGGUGAUGCAUGUGUGAAUGCUGUAUCUCUUGGUUUGGAGAAAGCCUUGAAGGCAAAGGGUAAUGCUAGUUCAAAACGUCAGCACGUUCAUAGCUGUAGCCUUGUACGAGCUAGGAGAUUUUACGGUUACCAUUCAUCUGAGGAACUAUUCAUCAAGAUAUACCUCUAUUAUCCACAUGAUGUCUCUCGUGCUGCUAAUCUCCUUCUGGCAGGUGCAGUUCUUGGUAAGAGUUUGCAGCCCCAUGAAUCUCAUAUUCCCUUUCUUCUUCAGUUUCUUGUUGAUUAUAACUUGUAUGGAAUGGGUCAUCUGCAUCUGUCAAAGGUGAAGUUCCGUCAUCCAGUACCAGAUGUUUUUUCUCCAAGGGAAGUUAAUUACAAUAGUCAACAUUUAAAGGAGAUAGAUAAGUCAAAACAAUCAAAUGCUGAUUUUCAGGCAGAUUGGAGUGGAAGUGCAACAGUAAGUUCUCCAUUUUGGGUGCAUUCCAAAAUUCCAGGUGAUUGGUUUUGGCAGUUUUCCUGUGAACUUGAUGGGUCAUCAGAUCCAGACAUUCGUUGUAUUAAACGUCAAAGUCUAUGUGAGCUUGAGGGAGAUGCAACAAUAGAUGAAAUUAUUAAUAAAAAAUUUAUAACGUAUACAUCUCUCUCGCAAACCCGUUCUGAUGUCAAAAUGGUUCAAUCACUCAUUCCAAUUUGGGAGGAAGAGUACGAACGGACUGGGAUGUGUGAAACGGCUAUGCCUCCUGAUCCUUGCAAACCACUUGCACGGGAUGUUCUGAAAACUCUCUCCCUUGAUCUUGAAUUUGAGAAUAAACUUAUGGAUUUGUGGGGUGGUGGAGAUGAAAUUAUUUCUUCAUUUGAGAAUGAUGUGAGAGUUGUGAAAUCAAGUACAGAUGAUGAGGAAAAUUUGAUUGAAGUAGGACUUGUCCAUUCUAAGAAUUCAGAUCCAGAGCAUUUGAGUGGUUUGAAAGGAAAAAACGUUAUUGAAUCUCUGUCAUCACAAGGUUUACUAAAUCAAGAAAUGUAUGCAAUAACCUCCAAAGGAAUAGAUGAAUGCCACAAAGUAUUAUCUGCAGAUAAUAUGGAAUCAUCGCAAAUGAUAGGAACACCAACUCAGAAGGCUUCAGAUACAGAAUUACUAAGCCUUCUGAAGUGGCUUGCUAGUUCUCAGGCUGCUGAAGAUAUAAAUUCUGAUGAUGAACUUCUUCGUGAGACCAUUCUGAGUCCCCUGUUGCCUGAAGCAACCAUUGAUAAGGUACUAGAUAAAGCUAAUACUGAUUAUGAGAGAGAAUCACAGAGGGAGUGCCAGGACAUUCUUGAUUCAGUUGUGGAUGUCACCCACUUUGAUGGUCUGGGAGUAAGAGCUUCUUCUUCUAUUGAUUCUAGAACUCAUCCUCAAACUUCACUGGAGAAAAAAAUCCCACAAGUAGAUGGUUCUAGUGAUGAUCUGUACUUGCUUCCUUGUGCUGGAUCAGCUGAAGAUUCAUCAAAAAAAGAAAUGAGAAGUGAAUCUGAAAGAUCUUUUCAACAUCUGGUACCAUGGGAUACUGGCACAAGCUUUGCUAGUAGGCAUAACACGAGAAAUCCUUUGUGGGGCUCUUUACCUUUUUCAACGACUCAAAAGGUGAACGAUGACAUAGAUUCUGCGAGUUUCAACAGUGAAGCUAUGAGAUUCUUGGUUGGUAAUGAGAUGGGCAAUUGUUCUGAUGUUUUGAUGAAAAGUGAAUAUCCAGAUGCCCCUGAUACAAAGGAAGCAACUACUUCAAGUGGAUGUUCUGUGCGUGACUUAAUGAGAAGGAAACGGUGCUGCAGGUUUGAGCCACCUGAACAUGGGUCUAUAAGGGUGAAAAGAGCACAUUUGGCUGGGGAACGAAAAGAAGAUAUCUCUCUCUUGCCAAAACAAUUGGACUUCAAUAUAUUGCAAAAUGAUGACCACGACAAAUGCCCUCUACUAGCUAGUAGAGGUAUCUCUUUAGUGGAUAGAGGGAAAAAGGAUUUAUCAAGGCCUUCUAACAUGGAGAUUAAAAAAUCUGCAGUUAUGUUAGGCCACUGUGAAAUUGAUAAUGGUAAAAAGUCUAAUUCUGGUGCAAUUUCAACAGAAGCUACUAACUGUACUGUCUGCACUUCUGAAUCUGAUUCUUUACUUGAUGUUCAGUUUUUGAAGUUAGAUACUGAGGUUAAACACUUGGGUGAUGAGAUAUUGCAGCAAACUGAUGGAAAUGGUUCAAGCUGUUUUCAUAUGUCAAUUUCUCCUGGCUAUGAAGGUAAAACUUCCAUGGAAAAGGUACAUAACAUUGCUAAUGAGAAACUUGUGGGCAUGCACACAAUGGUUAUGCAGAAUGAGGAACUGACCGGUGGAGAACUGCAGAGAAACUACAUGAGCAGAAGUACCUCAAAUAGUAAACAAGAAGCUUCGGUUGGCAUUCCGAUUCAGUAUUUGAACGAUGGCUCUUGCUUGUACAUGCUGACACCUGCAUUGUCUCCUCCUUCUGUGGAUUGUGUGUGUAGAUGGCUAUUACAUAACAAUGAAGGCACUUCAGGAUUAAUAAAUGCAGCAUCUGCAGAGCCUUCAUCUCCAAAAGGUUCUGAUAUGAGGCCUGUACUGGAAGAAGUGGAUCAAGAAAGUGUUGGCAUUAGCAAUGCAGAAUUCAAUCUUGUUGGGAAUGAGGAAACAGUGAUGUCACAGAGUGAAGGCCAUAUUGCAGAAGUAAAUGCAUGCACUGAUUGCUUGCAAGAUAUAUCUCAGAUAUCCUGCCCAGUUGGGAGAUCAAAGCCCACUCCUCUUAGUCAAAUUGGGUUCCGGGAUCCAGCCAGUGUUGGUGCUGGUGAGCAACUUACAAUUUUAAGUGUGGAGGUUCAAGCAGAAUCUAGAGGAGAUCUCCGACCUAAUCCUCAAUAUGAUGCUAUCAAUGUGGUGGCUGCUGCUUUCCAAAAUGAUAAUGAUUCAGCCGUUGAAGUUUAUGUGCUUUUGCGAAGUAAUAUUGGAUAUCAUCAGAGGAGUCUUGAUGGAAUUCCUGACUGCAAGGUGUUUACUUUCUCUGAAGAGAAACAUAUAUUUAGCCACUUCAUUAAGAUUUUAUCUUCUUUCGAUCCAGAUAUUUUAAUGGGCUGGGACAUACAAGGUGGUUCUCUUGGUUUUUUGGCAGAAAGGGCUGCACAUCUUGGUAUAGGUUUACUUAAUGAUAUUUCGCGUACACCAUUAGAAUCUAAGAGAGCUUCUGAAGAUUUAGAAAAUUCUCAGAGGGUAAUAUCAGAUAAUCUGGUUCCUGAAUCUGUAAUUGAGGAUUCUGUUAUACUUAAAGAUGCUAUAGUUGAGGAUGAAUGGGGACGAACUCAUGCUAGUGGAGUCCAUGUUGGUGGUAGAAUUGUCCUCAAUGUAUGGCGAUUAAUGCGUGGUGAAGUGAAGCUUAAUUUGUACACAGUUGAAUCUGUAGCAGAAGCUGUUUUGAGGCGGAAAACACCGUCAAUUCCUUAUAAAGUACUGUCAAAAUGGUUUUCUAGCGGUCCUGGACGAGCAAGGUAUCGAUGUGUUGAAUAUGUGGUGGGGAGAGCAAAAUUGAACCUUGAGAUUAUGAAUCAACUUGAUAUGGUAAAUCGAACAUCGGAACUUGCUCGUGUCUUUGGAAUUGAUUUCUUUUCUGUUCUCUCUAGAGGUUCACAGUAUCGUGUUGAAUCAAUGUUCCUAAGAUUGGCACACUCACAAAACUACCUUGCCAUUUCUCCGGGAAAUCAUCAGGUUGCUUCUCAACCUGCAAUGGAGUGUUUACCUCUUGUAAUGGAACCGGAGUCUGGUUUUUAUGCAGAUCCAGUGGUGGUUUUAGAUUUCCAGUCUCUUUAUCCAUCAAUGGUAAUUGCAUAUAACCUUUGCUAUAGUACAUGCCUUGGAAAAGUUGUACCUUCAAAGGAAAAUACUCUUGGGGUUAGUUCUUUUUCGCCAGAGUCACAUGUUUUGUGUGAUCUAAAAGAUCAAAUACUGCUUACCCCAAAUGGUGUUAUGUAUGUUCCUUCAAAGGUUCGUAAAGGCGUACUUCCUCGCUUAUUGGAGGAAAUAUUAUCUACUAGAAUAAUGGUUAAGCAGGCAAUGAAGAAACUGGUUCCUUCUCAGCAAGUUCUUCACAGGAUAUUUAAUGCAAGACAGCUUGCCUUGAAGCUGAUAGCAAAUGUGACAUAUGGUUAUACAGCCGCUGGCUUUAGUGGUCGAAUGCCUUGUGCAGAGCUUGCUGACAGUAUUGUUCAGUGUGGUCGUAGAACGCUGGAGAAGGCUAUUUCAUUUGUAAAUUCAAAUGAUAAAUUGAAAGCUAAGGUUAUAUAUGGUGAUACUGACAGCAUGUUUGUCCUUCUCAAAGGGCGGAGUGUUAAAGAAUCAUUUCAAAUUGGGCAGGAAAUUGCUUCAGCAGUAACUGCAAUGAAUCCAAAUCCAGUCACUUUAAAAAUGGAGAAAGUAUAUCAUCCGUGCUUCCUCCUAACUAAGAAACGGUAUGUUGGUUACAGUUAUGAGAACCCAGACCAAACUGAGCCGAUUUUUGAUGCUAAAGGUAUCGAGACAGUUCGCAGAGAUACUUGUGCAGCUGUCGCAAAAAUGAUGGAGCAAUCUUUGAGACUGUUUUUUGAUCAUCAGGACAUUUCUGAGGUUAAAGCAUAUUUACAGCGACAGUGGACACGAAUUCUGUCAGGCAGGGUGUCUCUUCAGGAUUUUGUAUUUGCCAAAGAGGUUCGCCUAGGUACCUACAGCAUGAGGACUUCUUCAUCACUCCCACCAGCAGCAAUUGUGGCUACCAAAGCAAUGAGAGCAGAUCCUAGGGCAGAACCGUGCUAUGGUGAACGAGUACCUUAUGUUGUUAUUCAUGGGGAGCCUGGGGCUCGUCUGGUUGAUAUGGUUGUGGAUCCAUUGGAUCUUUUGGCCAUUGAUUCCUGGUAUAGAUUAAAUGAUUUAUAUUACAUCAACAAACAGAUAAUACCAGCUUUGCAGCGGGUAUUUGGGUUAGUUGGUGCUGACCUGAACAGCUGGUUUCUAGAAAUGCCCAGACCAAGCAGGGAAGCUUUCGCUAAAUGUCCUGUAUACACUACAAAUCUGCAGCGAAGUAGAAUCGAUUUUUACUAUUUCUCAAAGCAUUGUAUUCUAUGCGGUGAAUUAGUCCAGGCAUCAGCUCAUCUAUGCAGUAAAUGUUCACGAAAGGAAACCACUGCUGCAACUGCUAUAGUUGGAAGGACUUCAAAACUAGAGAGAGAGAUGCAACACCUUGCCUCUAUAUGCCGACAUUGCGGAGGUGGAGACUGGCUUCUGGAAAGUGGAGUGAAAUGCACCUCUCUCGCUUGCUCAGUGUUUUAUGAGAGGCGAAAAGUUCAGAAAGAACUUCAGGCUCUUUCUGCAGUUGCUGCAGAAAAAGGUUUGUACCCAAAGUGUAUGAUUGAAUGUCCCGCUCUGUUUCUCUCAAAAAUGGCUCAAACUCCAUUCUCUCUUCUUCUCCUUAGACGCCUCUGUCUCUCUUUAAAAACCAUCAAAAACCCUAAACCCCAUUUUAACUGUUUGUACUUCACCACAAAAUCUUUCUCCACCUCUCCACUUCCAUCUCCAAAACUCUCCCAUUCAGACUCAAAAACAAAACCCUCUUCACUCUCCGCUCGCAUGAGCUUCAUCUUUGAUCAAAUUGACCAAAUCGAGAAGCAAAAACAAGAAAACGACGAAACUCUACAAAGAAUUCGCGCUUGGCGCCAAUCGAAACAGCAAAACCAGGAUUCGACGACGACCCAAAAGGUGCAAAACGCGGAGGUAGUUUCUGGUGUGGAAGAAAAACCUGAAAGUUAUUGUGCUGAAAAGAAAGUAUUGGUGAGAAAGGAGGUGAAGGAGGUGGAGUUGGUUCAUCCAUGGCCGGAGUGGAUUGAAUUGAUGGAGAGAUUGGUGAAACAGAACUACUUUGAUCAUCGGAGAAAAGAUGAGGAUAAAAUGGUGAAAGAAUUGGGAUUUGAUGAUGGUGUUGAGGAGACCGAUGUUGGAAUUGAUUUUACUGAUUUCAGAACUGUUCAGACUGCUUGUCUUAAUUUUGGGAAGGACCGGUUCGAUAUCUUGAGGUCCUUGGCGAGACACGAUAUUCAAACUUUGGUUGGCUACGGAUGUCCAAGUGCUGACAAGAAGGUGGUUUUCUCUGCUAAGCUAUUGAGGAAGCAUGCCCACCUUGAUGAAGGAGAUGUCUGUAGUACCUGCAGCUUGAGGAGCUCCUGUCAAAUAGCAUAUCUGCUUACAAAUAAAGAAGAUGAAGCUCGUACUGUAGAUGUUAUACGUGUUCUAUUGACUUAUGGUUUUGAUUCUGUGAAUGGAUCAGUGGUCAAUAAGUCCCUUCUCAAACAGAAGUCGGUGAAGAAUGUUGUCCGUAAGUUGCUUCAUGAGAUUGUCAAGUUGAGUGCUGUUCCAAUAGAUCCGAAUCUUCCCCCUCCAGUGAUAAAGAAGCCUCCUCCAAAAGUUAAGCAACCACCUCCACCACCAAAAAAACGAGUUGGACGAGAUGACGUUGAGAUGAAAAAAGGAGAUUGGCUAUGUCCCAAGUGUGAUUUCUUGAAUUUUGCAAAGAAUACAGUGUGUCUACAAUGUGAUGCCAAGAGGCCAAAGAGACAAUUGCUUCCAGGAGAAUGGGAAUGCCCAGAGUGCAACUUCUUAAAUUAUAGAAGAAAUAUGGCAUGUUUUCAUUGUGAUUGCAAACGUCCGCCUGAUGAAUUUAUUGAGAAUAAAAUACUAGAGAAGCAGCAACGUGAUCCUGAAAUUAGAUCGGAGAAGAUUGCCCGCAGGCCGGAUGUUUCAAAUGCCUGGAAUUUUGACUUUGAUGACGAUGAAUCAGAUGGGGCAGACGUUGCUGCUUUUGAGUAUGCAGAUUCUCCAAGAAGUGAAGACUCUCCUAUGGGCAGUUUGCCUCUUGAAGGAAAUUUUAGAGGUCAUGAGGAUGAUUUCAAUAAAGCUGGCAGGUUUCCAAGGGCCAAUGAGAGAGAAUUUUCUGAUCCUGAUAGUAACAGGCCGGCAUUAGGGUUUGAUGAUUUUGAUGAUGAAGAUGACGUUGACAGUUAUGAGAUAGACAUUCAGAAUAAUCAUUCACUGAAGAAGGCUUCUACAAAUAAUUUUUUUGAAGCUGAAGAUAAGGGCUCUGAUAAUUUUUAUGCUGGCCGCAGGGCGAACUCUCCAUCUUAUAAUAGCCGGGCUAAGCCCAUGCAUAGAAAUACAGGUUUUACUGGCUCUGAGGAUGAUGAACUGGAUUUUGAUACUGAUGAUGAGCUUUCAGUUCAUCCCCACUGGAAAUCCAGUCAUGUUGCUGAUUCUAGACAUAGAAAUAGAGGUAGAGGUCCAACAGGUUCAUCCAAGGGCUUGAGUUUCGGCUCAGAUGAAGAAUUUGAUCUAAAUUCAGAUUUGGAUGAUGAUUUAGAGGACGAUUUUAUAUCCAGCCGAAAGAAAGGCAGCAAACCAGUUUCUGGUGGGCAUUUUCAGAGGAAAUUCUCCAAUACAAAAUAUGAUUCGUUUUCUGGUUCAGAAUCUGACACUGAUGGCAGCUGGCAUAGAAACAGAACUGGUAGGAACAAGAUAGAAUCUGGCAGAAGAGGAAAAACUUUUGAAGGUCAUGACAACUAUAAAUUUGUUCGAGAUACACAAUUCAGAUCCAAUGGUAAGAUGGGUGACAGAAGGAAGUCUUCUGUUGAUGGUUUUAGUGAUAUUAGAAGACCUCAGCGGGAUGGCAAUGGUACCCGGGGAACGAGUGACAGAGGGCGUGAUUCAAGGAAUUUCAGGGGGCCUAAACGAGAAGUAUAUGGAAAUCCACAGCAUGGACGGUCUACCAAAUACAAUAGAGAUGACAAUGAUGCCAGUGAAUUUAAAAACAGCAGGCGCGUUAUAGAGAGAUAGAUUUCAGCAUUACGGGACUGGUUGUUUUCUGAGUUAAUUUGGCCAUAGAGCCAAUACUGUUCUACCCAUCUCUCGAACAAGUGGUCAGAUGGAUUUAUACUGUCAAAGUCUGACUCUGGAGGUUAGAGAUUGUAGAAGCUGGAUAACUUCCUAUGUUGUGGCCCUGUAUCGGAUGAAACGGUGGAAAUUUUGCUGGUUUCCUGACCACCACCUUUGUUGCCCAGUGGUGGCUGGAUCAGUCACUUACAGAAACUUCAGGUACUUUGGCGAGCUAUGUAAAUUUCCAACUUUUUCUUCAUGCAAAGCAACCGUUAUACAUGUGAAGUUCUGUUUCAAGCUUCUCAAAUCGUACAUGCCUAAUGGAAGAAUAAUUUUUUUCAAGUAGCAAUGAAAUUGAUUGUUAAUGGUAAUACUAGAUUCGAUCUGAACUGUUUGAGCUCAAAUUUGAGUUAUGUGAUUCCUAUUCUUUUCUA
This is a messenger RNA of Mangifera indica (mango), 8762 nucleotides long. RefSeq names its product DNA polymerase zeta catalytic subunit. NCBI's taxonomy places the organism in Eukaryota, Viridiplantae, Streptophyta, Magnoliopsida, Sapindales, Anacardiaceae. Bases 154 to 8289 code for a protein of 2711 amino acids. Gene Ontology annotation, molecular function: nucleotide binding; DNA-directed DNA polymerase activity; DNA binding. The transcript is spliced from 28 exons. Gene Ontology annotation, cellular component: nucleus; zeta DNA polymerase complex. Gene Ontology annotation, biological process: double-strand break repair via homologous recombination; error-prone translesion synthesis. The record is from RefSeq and is a predicted model, not a curated record.